UUGGUCACACUGCAUUGCUAUCGUUCAUACUCGUGUGCGUUUGCACUGACUAUCGAGUUGUAGAGGCAAUGUGUUUUGAUUUCACGGGUGUCCCGUCUUUCCUAUGUGACCAAUUUCUCGAGGAUACGUUGUUUAAACGUUUUAAAUAAUGGGUAGGGUAAUUCGUGCUCAGAGAAAAGGUGCGGGAAGUGUUUUCCGUUCCCAUGUUAAACACAGGAAAGGAGCUCCAAAACUCAGGAGUUACGAUUAUGCCGAGAAAUACGGAUACAUUAAAGGUGUUGUUAAGGACAUCAUUCACGAUCCAGGUCGUGGAGCUCCGUUAGCAGUUGUCCACUUUAGAGACCCGUACAAAUAUAAGACCAGGAAAGAAUUGUUUAUUGCGCCCGAAGGUGUAUACACAGGUCAAUUUCUGUAUUGUGGAAAGAAAGCCAAAUUAAACAUCGGUAAUGUUCUGCCAGUUGGAGUAAUGCCUGAAGGUACAAUUGUCUGUAAUUUAGAAGAAAAGACUGGCGAUCGUGGCCGUUUGGCUCGUGCCUCUGGAAAUUACGCCACCGUAGUAGCUCACAAUCCAGACUCUAAGCGAACUAGAGUAAAGUUACCAUCUGGUGCAAAAAAAGUAAUUCCAUCCAAUAACCGUGCUAUGGUUGGUUUGGUUUCUGGUGGUGGUCGUAUCGAUAAGCCCAUGUUGAAGGCUGGUCGUGCAUACCACAAAUACAAGGCUAAACGUAAUUGCUGGCCUAAGGUUCGUGGUGUUGCUAUGAACCCCGUUGAGCAUCCCCACGGUGGUGGUAACCAUCAACAUAUUGGUAAAGCGUCCACAGUCAAGAGAGGAACCAGUGCCGGAAGAAAGGUCGGUCUUAUUGCUGCCAGGAGAACUGGUAGGAUUCGUGGAGGUAAAGUGGUCACAAAGAAGGGCGAUGAUUAAUCUGUUUAUUAUCGUGUUUGUAUUUAAUUUUACAAAUAAAGUAUAAAAACAAAAAAAAAAAUGUGUUU
Adelges cooleyi (spruce gall adelgid) is the source of this 993-nucleotide messenger RNA. RefSeq names its product 60S ribosomal protein L8 (gene RpL8). Gene Ontology annotation, cellular component: cytosolic large ribosomal subunit; ribosome. The transcript has 6 exons. The record is from RefSeq and is a predicted model, not a curated record. Gene Ontology annotation, biological process: cytoplasmic translation. Gene Ontology annotation, molecular function: structural constituent of ribosome; RNA binding. The coding region runs from base 149 to 925 and encodes 258 amino acids. NCBI's taxonomy places the organism in Eukaryota, Metazoa, Arthropoda, Insecta, Hemiptera, Adelgidae.